AUGGCUGGGGUGAAUGCAAACAUAAGUCGUUGGCAAUGGAUCAGAUCAUCCAUGCGGGGACUGAUGAAGAAUCUAAUAGAUGCAAAACAUCAACCACAAUGCGAACAAUCUCGCUGGAGGGAACAUUGUCAGUUAGCAGUUUCACAAAAAAAGUCGGGCACUCACGAUCCCGUCCGUCAGGCACAGGUGCAGGUGCAAGUGCAGGUGCAGGUGCAAGUGCAGGAAGUCGAGGAGGAGGAACAAGUGUUUGCGGUCACGCAGACUGCGAUGGCUCUAUGGGAUUACGCACAUGAGAUCGUGCAAGAUAACGCAGCGUGGGCGCGAAAUCAUCCGCAGGCACCGCGGGCCCCCUAUACCCCCAUCCCAAUGUCGCAUCGCAACAAAUGCAUCCUCACCCUGAUGGCGGAGGAGAGACGUGAUGAGAUUUUCCGGUUGUUGAAUGAGGUGAUUGAAAUGGAGCGUCUCUUAGGGUUGGAGGACACGUAA
This is a messenger RNA of Suillus clintonianus, 486 nucleotides long. RefSeq lists its product as uncharacterized. NCBI's taxonomy places the organism in Eukaryota, Fungi, Basidiomycota, Agaricomycetes, Boletales, Suillaceae. The transcript is spliced from 3 exons. The record is from RefSeq and is a predicted model, not a curated record. The coding region runs from base 1 to 486 and encodes 161 amino acids.